GUGUAACCUUUUCUAAGUGUUAGUUAAUCGAAAUAAAUAUUUCAGAUUUAGAAUACAGUACAAAAAUGGGUGUUACUGUGUUACAGCAAUACCCGGUGCCCGAACAUAAAACUGGUACUUAUGUGAUAGAAUUAUUAACUAAACGAAUAUUAGCUCUUGGAGCGACCCAGCAGGGCCAGUUUCUUGUGGAUUGCGAAAGUUAUCUAUCACUCCCACAAAUGGGAUCAACCAAAACUGUUCACAUCUUGCACAACUCUGAGCAGCCAGCAUCGGUGUUCUCCAUCCUGGAGAGUGGCACAAAGAACAUCCAUGUCAUAGCUGAUGGCCUCUUCGACUUGCUGAUGAUGAAACUUUCCCAACACUACACAUCCAAGAAACAAACUAAGAUAGAGAGCAAAGGUCCUAGGUUCGAACUUGGAGAUUUUUGUGUCAAACUAGGCUCAGUGACAAUGAAUCAGAAUUUUAAAGGGAUAUUAAUUGAGGUGGAAUACCGACCAUGUGUAAUGGCCAACGCAGUUUGGGGUCUACUCCGGGAGUUCCUGCAGGGUCUACUCGGACCGUCAGUACCUGUACAGCCUCCCCAGCAUCUCCUCAGCAAGAUGAACGAAAUCUAUGCCCCCAUAGACACCAUAUACCAGUAUUUAGAACAUUUUAGUGCGUACAGAAAAGUUACUGGUUUGAGAAAUGCGUGAAUAUUUUUUUUUGUGAUUGAAGAAGUUUGAGAAAUGCCGAAUUUUUUUGUGAUUGAUGUUUGGGAAUAGAUUCUGAACUGGACAUGUAUAGUUUUGUAAUUACAAUCACAUUGGUUGAUGAUGUAGUGUUUAAAAAAGAUGUAAUUGUAACAUAAGUGUAAGAUUUUUUACUGUAAAAUAAGAA
Molecule: messenger RNA, 876 nt
Organism: Achroia grisella
Lineage: Eukaryota; Metazoa; Arthropoda; Insecta; Lepidoptera; Pyralidae
Gene: MED20
Product: mediator of RNA polymerase II transcription subunit 20
Exons: 4
Coding region: 66-692 (208 amino acids)
Biological process (GO): regulation of transcription by RNA polymerase II
Cellular component (GO): mediator complex
Molecular function (GO): transcription coactivator activity
Source: RefSeq, a predicted model, not a curated record